Aspergillus glaucus CBS 516.65 is the source of this 656-nucleotide messenger RNA. RefSeq lists its product as uncharacterized. The transcript has a single exon. The coding region runs from base 362 to 598 and encodes 78 amino acids. The record is from RefSeq and is a predicted model, not a curated record. Lineage: Eukaryota; Fungi; Ascomycota; Eurotiomycetes; Eurotiales; Aspergillaceae.
UCAUCAGGGAGGUUUUGGAAAAAGUCGAUAUCGUACCUGGUCGAAGUGGACGCGCACACGCUGCUGCCAGUCCUUGCGGAAGUCUGUAUAAAAUCCCCAUCAGUCCAUCAAUUCCCAUAAAACCUCGCAAGCCAAAAAAUUCUUUCCACAGGUCUCACUCACGCUGGUUGAGGAUUUGGUUGUUGUGCUUGAUCGCCUAUAUACCGCACACACACAAUCAGUAUUUCUUCCUCCAUAACCGAUACAGACAAGAUAAAAGCCCCGGAGAAGCUCUCAUCUUAACCUGUAGAUAGAAGUCGAUAAAUCGAAAUAACAGGGAUCCAAACGCACCAUUGUGACGGAUGGGGAUCAAGUCCGGGAGAUGGUCGUUGUCGUCGUGGGAGGUGUCUGGUCGUAUCUCGAAACUCCAGCGGAAAGACUCGUUUCAAUAUUGGGCGGAACUUUUUUUGGUGUGGCCGCCUGCGCAGAGCCGCCUCGCUUAGCGAGCCCUAGCCUACUUUCCCCUUUCGGAAAGCGUCUUUCAUCUACAAGGCAAAACAACGAUAUAACUUGCAGUUUUCCUACUUUUUAUUCUCAUGUUUGUUUCUACAGUUUAUAAGCGUUAUAAUGAAUGGUAUUCCAUAGCCAGUCUGCAGCUCCCGAGUGCUCUAAGCGAG